AUGGGGAGCUCCAGAGCCAUCCUGCUCUGCCUUUUUGGGUUUGUGCUCUGCCUGACAGAGUCUCAAGCCCUGAAAUGCUACAGCUUUGAACACACCUACUCCAGCCCCUUUGACCUCAGCGGCAAAUCGCUGCCCACAGUCUCCUGUUCCAGCCGAUGCUUUGAGGCUGUCAGCUCCCUGAGCACAGGGUACCGCUCCUCCCUGACGCUGAUAAAGAAGGGCUGCUGGCCCGGCCCUGACACUGGCCAGAUGCUGGUGAACAGAGACUCGCUGCCCCCGGACUACUCCGUGGUGCGCGGCUGCACCACCGACCUGUGUAACCAGGACAUCAUGAGCCAUGACAGCCUCCCCAACCUCAGCCCGGCGCCUGACCCGCCGUUGCUCAGCGGCACCGAGUGCUACACGUGCGUGGGGGUCCUCCCAGAGGACUGCACUCCCGAGAAGUCCCGCAAAGUCCAAUGUCACCUGGACGAGAGCGUCUGCUUCCAGGGAAAUGGCCGAAUGACCAUCGCCAAUACCUCAGUCCCUGUGUACCUCAGAACCUGCCACCGGCCCUCCUGCACCAUCAGGGGCACCUCCAGCCCCUGGACCGACAUUGACCUGCAAGGAUCCUGCUGCAAAGGCAACUUGUGUAAUGACGAGUCGGUGCUGCAGGACUUCGCCUCUGCGGCCGCCCCACGCCGCACAACCCACUUUGUGGCCCUGCUUCUCCCACUGGCGCUGCUGGGCGGACCCCUCGGACUCUUCUCCUAG
Messenger RNA from Elephantulus edwardii (Cape elephant shrew), 753 nucleotides. It is a transcript of the gene LYPD5, whose product is annotated as LY6/PLAUR domain containing 5. Gene Ontology annotation, cellular component: plasma membrane. The record is from RefSeq and is a predicted model, not a curated record. The transcript has 5 exons. Bases 1 to 753 code for a protein of 250 amino acids. NCBI's taxonomy places the organism in Eukaryota, Metazoa, Chordata, Mammalia, Macroscelidea, Macroscelididae.